AUGCAAGUCAAGGUGGCUCUCCUGGCGCUUUCAUCCGCCUGUUUGAUCGAGUAUGGUGCUGCGAGGCUCUGCAACCCCAAAGACAUAUCCAACAAAGACGUGUCUGGGUGCGAAUGCAAGGACACCAAGACGGGUUGCUCCAGCACCUGCACCUACUGCGCUUCGGACCCCAUCUUCGAGACCAAGGGCGUCAAGGACUGCAAGAGCGGAUGCACAGAGUCACAGACAAACUGCACGGGCUGCGGGCUCUACUUCCACACCGUGUGCGACUGCAUAAAGCACGGGGGAUGCGAAAAUACGGCGGCCGGCGGCGUCAUCAUGCCCGGACCGGCCCCGAUCUGGAUCUACGACGACCACGACCCCAAGGACCCCCUCAUCACCACGACCGAGUUCCUGCCCGGCAUCCUCCAGAUGCGCGGCAGCCACGAGCGCGGCUGGACCUACGCGCAGGAGCACUACAAGCCGCAGUCGCAGGCCGUCUUCCUCAACUCGGCCCGGGCGAGGAAGAUGGAGCACGUCCACAUCCACGUCUGCAGGAGCCGCAACGCCCAGACGGCCAAGAACCUCGCCGACGAGCACAUCCAGAGCUCGACGAGCCUCAUCAAGACGGUCAAGGAGCCGGAGCUGUACUGCCUCGGCGUGAACCACAGCGUCACCAUCACCAACUUCGCGGGGGCCCUCUCCAACUGGCUCGCCAAGCUGCCCGUGGAAACGCCUCCCAUCUGCAAGGACCUGGUGGGCGCGGGCAUCCUGCAGGACACCCACGGUCGGACUUGGGCGUGCGCCUCGAAGCACAGGAAGGGCCCACAGGACAUGUUUUGUCAAUGA
Purpureocillium takamizusanense is the source of this 828-nucleotide messenger RNA. RefSeq lists its product as uncharacterized. The coding region runs from base 1 to 828 and encodes 275 amino acids. The record is from RefSeq and is a predicted model, not a curated record. The transcript has a single exon. NCBI's taxonomy places the organism in Eukaryota, Fungi, Ascomycota, Sordariomycetes, Hypocreales, Ophiocordycipitaceae.